UGAAAGUAGAAGAAUGAAACCGUGAAAAGAGGGAGCGGAUGCACAGUAUAGCCAUGUUCAUGUCCAAGCUAGUAUUGCUUCUGUCUCUCCUAAUCAGCUUCGUAUCCUCCGAAGAUACCAGCUUCACCUUCGUCGGGUUUAAGCCGGCAAAUCUAAGCCUAGACGGCAUAGCAGAAAUCACUUCCACUGGCCUUUUGAAGCUCACUAAUAAUACAAAGGCUAAAAUGGGCCAGGCUUUCUACCCCAAUCCAAUAAGCUUCAGGAACUCGUCGAAUGGCGACGUUUCCUCCUUCUCUACGACUUUCGUCUUCGCUAUCGUUUCUGAAGAUGCCGCUUUGAGCGGUUAUGGGCUUAAUUUCGUGAUUGCUCCAACAAGUGGACUCCUGGCAGGUAUUUUAUCCCAGUCCCUUGGCCUUUUCAAUACUAGCAGCUUUGGUGAUCCCAAGAAUCAAAUCGUUGUCGUAGAGCUCGAUACAACCAAGAACCCAGAAUUUCACGACAUCAAUGAUAACCAUGUUGGGAUUAAUAUAAACGGGUUCCAGUCCGAGGGAUCUGCUACAGCAGGAUAUUAUGCUGAUGACAAUGGUGGGUUUAGGACCCUGCGCCUUAAAAGUGGGCAGCAAAUGCAAGUUUGGGUGGAAUACGAUGGUGUCCAGAAGCAAAUCAAUGUUACUUUAGCUCCACUUGAAGUCGGUAAACCCAAAAUUCCGCUAUUGUCUUUGUCCCGCGAUCUUUCACCAAUCAUUGGCAACAACAUGUAUGUUGGCUUCUCGUCCGCAACUGGCCAGCUCCUAGCGAACCAUUAUGUUCUGGCUUGGAGCUUUCAGAUGAAUGGCCAGGCUCCAGAACUUCUUCUCUCUCAAGUCCAGUUGCCUCCGAUAUCAGUCGGUAUAGAGAGAUCUAAAUUUUUGACAAUUGGGUUGCCUGUGAUUAUUGUUAGUUUAGCGUCGGUAGCAAUUUCAGGUGUAAUUUAUGUCAUAAGAAGGAAGAGGAAGUUCGAAGAAUUGCUGGAAGACUGGGAGCUUGACUAUGGGCCUCAGAGAUUCAAAUACAAAGAUCUUUUUGUUGCCACAAAAGGAUUUAGGGAGAAAGAGCUAUUGGGCAAAGGUGGAUUUGGUAAGGUCUAUAGAGGUGUACUACCUACCUCCAAAAUUAAGAUUGCGGUGAAGAGGAUCUCCCAUGAAUCAAGGCAGGGAAUGAAAGAAUUUGUUGCAGAAAUUGCCAGCAUGGGUCGGCUCCGCCACAGAAAUUUAGUACCACUCUUGGGGUAUUGCCGGCGAAAGAAAGAGCUGCUGUUGGUGUAUGACUUCAUGCCUAGUGGAAGCCUAGACAAGUACCUUUUUUACCAACCUACGCUCACUCUGUGCUGGAGCCAGAGAUUUCGAGCAAUACAAGGUGUGGCAUCGGGGCUGUUUUAUCUACACGAAGAAUGGGAGCAAGUUGUUGUUCACAGAGAUGUCAAGGCUAGUAAUGUCUUGCUAGAUGGUGAACUGAAUGCUAGAUUAGGAGACUUCGGUCUUGCAAGAUUUUAUGACCGUGGAACUGACCCUCAGACGACCCAUGUGGUUGGAACCAUAGGGUAUAUUGCGCCGGAGCUUGCUCGAAGCGGCAAGGCCACUACAAGCACCGAUGUGUUUGCCUUUGGGGCCUUUUUGCUUGAGGUGGCUUGUGGAAGAAGACCAAUAGAGCCACAGUGGCGAACAGAGGAUGUCAUCUUGGUUGAUUGGGUGUUUUCUCAAUUGAACCGAGGCGAAAUUCUUGAGGCAAGGGAUCCAAAUUUGCGCACAGAUUAUGUAGCAGAGGAAGUAGAGUUGGUAUUGAAACUUGGGUUGCUAUGCUCUAAUUCAGAGCCUGCAGCUAGACCAAGCAUGCGCCAAGUUGUGCAGUUCUUGGAGGGGGAUGUUCCUCUUCCAAAGUUACCGUCGGUUAGUCUUUAUGCCAACGGCUUAUCGUUCGCCAUGUCUUAUCCGGCGGCUCCUAUGGACAAUGUGUUCACGCCUACGUCUUUCGUUGCAGAUUCGCUUCUCUCGGGCGGUCGCUGAUUCUUAAAGUUUUUGUUACCCAUUGUAAGUUUGUUUGUGACCAUUAAAGUGUGAUUUUUUGGAAUGAUCAACUAUAAUUUAUUUCUUUAAGGUUGUGCAGUAUAUGUAUGAGCAUGGGCCUCUCUGAUCAUAUAUUUUGCAACUUUGCAUGCUCCUAUAUCCGUCGAAAUAGAUGUAUUGGGAGGAUAAUAAUUCAUUAGCGUUUUGGAUUCAUACUGGAAGCCAUUAUUAAGGAAUGGAUUUCACCCCUUGAACAAAAAAAAAAAGUAUUUCUAUUCAUGUCCUGUGAUGGAGAUUAGACUUUUACAUACGUAUUAUACAGCAUGAACAGAAAAGGGUAUAAGGUAAUCAACAAUAGAUGUUUUAUAAAAUGUUUCUCACACUUUGUGUUGAGAUAUCAGCUUGUA
Corylus avellana is the source of this 2449-nucleotide messenger RNA. The record is from RefSeq and is a predicted model, not a curated record. Lineage: Eukaryota; Viridiplantae; Streptophyta; Magnoliopsida; Fagales; Betulaceae.